Trichoderma asperellum CBS 433.97 is the source of this 1388-nucleotide messenger RNA. RefSeq lists its product as uncharacterized. Gene Ontology annotation, biological process: iron-sulfur cluster assembly. Lineage: Eukaryota; Fungi; Ascomycota; Sordariomycetes; Hypocreales; Hypocreaceae. The record is from RefSeq and is a predicted model, not a curated record.
CUCUGACGAGCUCUCGACAAUCAACUUUGCCUCCACGAACACCCCCCUCACUCUCGCCAAACGGCCCCGUCUGUCACCGUCUCCCUAGAGCAGCCGGUCGAUCGCCCCCGCGUCAGACCCCGAGAUAUUUUCUCAGCAGGCUUUUUGGUGACUUAUAGUGACAAACACAACUGUAAACGCAAGACUCUAUACGCCAUCCUCUGGCUCUCGCAAAUAGGCGCUAUCAAGAUUCAUCCAUCAAACUCCAGAAGACAAGAUGGCUGCUGCGGCUCUAGACAAUGCCAAUCCCGUCAUUCUGAGCGCCUCGCAGCUCCCAACCCGGCACAAGCGGUCCGCUCCGCGCAAGGGCCCUGACUGCAGAUACUCGGACCUGAUCCUCUCCAGGCCGUCGUAUAUGUCUCGGCCCUUUUUACAAGACGACGAUGCGCAGUAUCAGGAUGAUACAGCGGCGGCUGUGGCUUGGUCCCGCUUCGGUUCCGGCGCAGGAGGUGCAGAUGACAAUCUAUCGGCCGAGGCCAUCGACGAGCAAGAGAUCUACGAUCUUAUUUCUAACAUAACGGACCCUGAACACCCUGUUUCCUUGGGCCAACUGUCUGUCAUCAAUCUUCCCGAUAUUCACAUCACUCCCUCUCCGGCUCUCGGCGUACCAAGUCCAAACACAAUCGUGCAGGUUACUGUUGAGCUAACGCCUACUGUCACCCACUGCUCCCUCGCUACUGUGCUUGGACUUGGCGUUAGAGUCCGACUGGAGCAGGUGCUGCCCCCGAAUUACCGCGUUGAGGUCAUCUGCAAGGAAAACAGCCAUAGCCAGGAUGACCAGGUGAACAAGCAGCUUAGCGACAAAGAGCGUGUUGCGGCGGCUCUGGAGAAUGACUCGCUAAAGAGUGUCUUGGACAAGAUGCUGGAGUCUUGCAUAGAUAAUUAAACUCGCCCAAUUUCGAAAACCCCACAAGCCGAGAUUCCUUUACGCUGCGCAUUGGCUGAAAGCGUGGAUGUUCGUGCUCGUUCUCUGCACCUCAGCUUAUCCCCUGCGCUCUUGGCUCGUGACACUACGUCAACAGCCAACACAUGGCUUCUAGAUGGUAUUACCAGGGUAUAGGAGCUAAAUCUUCACGGAGCCAAAACGUCAGCAUCAUCCAAGAGGGCAAGCGGGAAGCUUUGACCACGAUGAGAGACCCUCCAUGCAGCGCGGCUGCGAGGUGUGGUUGAAAAUCGCUGCCUAGAAGUAGCAACUCGAUACCGUUACAGCUACUGCUACUCUAUGGCGCCCGAUGUAGUAAGACAUCACGCUCGCCAACAUUAGCCGUUGCCAGGAUGGGAGGUUGACGAAUAAACUUGAUGCGAAUAAACAUAAAUGGGAGUGAAAAAGCCCCCCCCCCCCCCAAACC